AUGGCAUCGCCGCACUUCCGCCGCCAGGACUCCCUGGAGGGGAUACUGGAUUUUUCGCUGCCGCCUUUGUCAGAUCCAGGUGACCGUGCAAAUGCUGAGCGCCGGUUUUACCAAAUCAUCAACCACUUUCGAAGCGAAGACCAUGGUCAAGACACCUAUGACCGCGUCGAACUCGUCAGCUCAACGUACGAGUACUCGACGGAUGAAAUAUCCAAAGGCAGAAUUCUAAAUACCUUCUUUCAGUUUGCAAAACUGCCAACAAUAUCGGGUGAAAACAUCAACUUUGAUGAUCCUACCUAUACAGAUACGCUCCGAACUUCCCUUAACACCUUUGCCGAUCACCUUUUUAAUAGCUUUUUUCUACCACUGAAAGCAUCAACCAUACCAACACCUGAGCAGCCUACACCAGCAAGUCGUACAGCCAUUAUGCAGAUGCAACCAAAUCAUACCUUUGCAGGGACAACAGAUAGAAUUAAAAAUCUGAGAGGGACCUGUCUACUACGAGAUCGCUCUCGAAAACGGUUCAAGUUAGAACGACGUGGCCAAGGUACAGCAUUCGAUGAUGAUGGCCAGCCUCUGGCAGGGCAGCGGUGUAAGUACCUCGAGGUAGCGCACAUCUUGCCUCACUCGUUGACACAAGUUGGCUCUGAUAAAAAACUGAAUGAGUCUAAACAAGCAGCGCUAAAUAUAUUGAGGAUGUUUAGCGAUGGAGCUGCCUAUCUGAUUGAUGGGGCUAAUAUCGACUGUCCUCAGAAUGCUCUAACGCUCUCGGUCGAACUACAUAGACUCUUUGGCGAUUUCGAAAUCUUUUUUCAGCCUGAUGAUACAGUUCGAUAUCAGUACCACAUUAGAACAUUUGCCCAAGAGGCAAUAGAUGAUAUUCCCAUUACUCGGACGCUCACUGGAGAGAGCAACAUUGACCUACCAUCACCGCAACUAUUGGCAAUCCACUGUGCUAUCGCCCACAUUUUGCACCUCUCUGGGGCAGGUGAUUAUAUUGACAGAAUUCUAAGGGAUGCUGAUGAUUAUGGGAUUCGUCGUGAUGGAAGUACUGAGCUAUGUUGUCUAUUAGAACUUCGUCUUAAUAACUGGGUGGGUAGACAAGCUGAUCGCGGUAGUGCCUUCCAUUUCUACAUUGAUUACGGAUAG
Molecule: messenger RNA, 1149 nt
Organism: Fusarium pseudograminearum CS3096
Lineage: Eukaryota; Fungi; Ascomycota; Sordariomycetes; Hypocreales; Nectriaceae
Exons: 4
Coding region: 1-1149 (382 amino acids)
Source: RefSeq, a predicted model, not a curated record